AUGGAUAUCCCUUCUCAACCAAGACAGUCUGGCCCGGACGAUUAUUUUGUCAUAUCAUCGCGUGUUCAUGGUCAGAGUCAUCUCCCCAGUCCAGUAUGCGUAGAGGCAAGUCGUUGCCGAGCAUGUCUCUUCCCUAUAGAAAUACAGAAGGAGUCUAUCAUGGCGUUAACUCCGGAUGGCCAAGUAUCUACGCCAUUCCUCAUGCACGGGGAAGAGUGCUACUCACCUAUCUACUUCGACAAGACUCUCAACACAGCAUUCCGACUCUGCUCUCAUCCUUCCUGCACCCACACAAGGGGCCUUGCCGUUACCUUUCAUGCUGAUUGUGCCCGCAUGGCCACUUGUUUCCGAAACCCUCUCAUCAGAUACUGUCCGUUUACUGAAUACUCGUAUCAACCAAGCAAACAGCACCAGAAUAAUCGGAGGGAGACAAUACGUAUCCUGAUCGAGAAUGCCCUCCACAAAACAUAUGGGAAUCUAUCACCAGAGUUGUGGCGUAUUGUUUCCGAUGAUGAUGAAUUGAUCAGGCUUUACACCACAGCUGAAAUGGCUUUGACUUGCCAUAAGAGCGAACGGUCUAUCAGUCUAGCGACUACGGUCUGGGCCACUUAUACCACUGUUGAUGGUAUUAAAUACGUGAGCUCAUUAUCCGGAUCGCCUACACCUGGAACCCGCCUAGCUUGGGACAGUAUUUCUUUAUCAGGCGCCCAGCAUUUGUACGUUUCCAGUGAUCAUCUCGGGAUUAGGCAAAUCGUUACCGACACUGCCUUGGCCCAAGUCAAUGAAUCAGCUCCUGUUUACUGGAAAACACUAUCGAUUGAGAGUCAAAGGCUUUCAUUUACGGACGAUGGGUACAAAUUACGAGAAGUGUCGAUUCCUUCUCUUGUUCACUGGUCCCGCCCAAUGUCACCGUCCAUUCUUGGCUCUCUGGCCUUUUACUACGCCGGCUGGGGAGAGGGAGAGGUUAUUGCGAGGAUGAAGACGCUCACUUUCAACCAGGAUUGCACAGUUGGUUACUCAGUCUGCUGGUCGGGCAACGAAAUGAUUUCCAUUCACGCAAACCGUACUACUCAAGAGGCCAUCAAAUACAAUGCCGCGAGCGACGAGCAUUCCGAAUAUAACGAGUACAGCAAUUUUAAAUGGACAUAUCAUCCUGUUGAACAAGGCGAGUACAUUCAACAAGUCUGGUUGCGUGGAUCUACCAAGUACGAUACUUCCAGUGCUCUUCCAUGUCGGGGUGAAGGCAGUUUAGGUUUCCAUCUGUCUACGCCCUGGGGCAUACAAAAAUACAAGAGACCCAGUGACAUUGCACUUGCGCUUGUUACUAACAAGAGGCGGUUGAUAAUAUCUGGAAGCUACCCGGAUCACCGUGGAAAGAAUACUCCCUACUCAAGACACCGCGAGUGGCUGAUGAUCGCUGAAACGAAGACUCGCGAGCCUAUCACGAUGUUCUUCUCUCCUUCAAUUCAUGGAAUCCCUCUCAUUGCUUCACCCAAGUUACCGGACAACGGCAAGAACAUAACUUUACUAAAGCAAACCCCACUCAAUCCCAUGCCACGAUUUAACCCUCUCCAUACGCUGCACUAUUCUUCAGCCUCUUUGAAGGAUGUCGUCAGUGUCACAGUAUGCAGGGGCAAAAGCAAAAAGGACACGGGGAUCAUUCGAAAGUUUGAUCUGGAGAACAGUUGUUUUAUUGAGACCAAGUAUAGCAAGAUUGCAGGACUUCUGUUUCGAUACAGAAAUGGCUUUGAAGCCAGUGUUGGGUGUUUUCGAUCGGAUUCAACUGAAGUGACGCUUAGGACAGCUGGGUCUGGAGGAUUGUUCGUAGGAACUCGGCCUGGUACAAUAACACAACUACCACCCCAUGUAACAGCUGUUAGCUUUGUGAGCCCAGAGGAUGAGAAGGAAUGGAAUUGGAGGGAACUACCUUGGUCUGGCACACUCGAAUGGUGGUUCAAUCCUGAUAACCUCGAUACCAGCAUCAAUCAUGUUGGUUGA
This is a messenger RNA of Fusarium venenatum, 1998 nucleotides long. RefSeq lists its product as uncharacterized. Lineage: Eukaryota; Fungi; Ascomycota; Sordariomycetes; Hypocreales; Nectriaceae. The record is from RefSeq and is a predicted model, not a curated record.